AUGUAUGGCCAGUAUGGCCAUGGCGAUCCAAUGCAGCAAUGGUUUCCAAUGCUGUACCCCCCACAUGCUGGCGCACAGUGGAUGUCUCAGAUGGUGGCCCCUAUGCAGCAGUCCCAGCCCCAGAUGCAGCAGCAACAGUUUAUUCCAUUUGCGAUGAUGCCGCAUGCUGCUCAGCAGCCUUUGCAGCUUCCAGGGUCGCAGGCCUCCACGGCACAGCCGUCAGAGCAGUGGUCAGAACAGUGCCAUGGCCAGUGGCAAGAGAACCAGUACAAUGAACCCUGGCCCAGCCACUCAAGCGCAUCAGGCCACUGGCACAGACAUGGCAGGCAUGAUAAGGGCCAGCGGACGUCCCAGUAUGAUGCUGACCCACACAGUAGCCACGACAAGGGUGAUCGGAGAUGGAACAAGUACGGGGGAGACCGUGGCGAGAAGGGUGAACGAAAAGGGAAGGCUGAGGCCAGCGAGAGAUGGAAAGGCUCGAAGAAGGACAAAGGUACCUACGAUGAAGGCAGUGACCAAAAGCAAUCCUUCUACGUCUCCAGCUUCUACAAGCAAAAAGAAGAGAAGAGACCACAACAUGAACGGAAACAGAAGCAAAGCGAGAUGGAUUUGGUCGCGACCGAGACCACCGAGACCGAGGGCAAGAACAAGAAGAACGUUUGGCGGAGUGGCCGGGUCGAAAAGCAGAAGGCCAUGGAAAAGGAGGGACGACAGGAGACGGCCGCUGCCAGUGCGGCGGCUUCACCGCGACCGGCCGAAAAGCAGGGCGGAAAGAAGGAGAAGAGCGGAGGAUGGGGCGACGGGCUUACCCGCGAAGUGAAGAUCAGCAAGACGUUGACCCAGAUCUUGCGCCACAAGGCCGUGGAGCUUAAGAUUGACAUUGGUCGUGAUGGAUACUGUUCGCUUCGUGCACUUUUGCAGUGCCCCUGGUUGGCGGAGUUGGAGGUUCAAGAAGAAGAGGUGCAGCAAGUGGUCAAGAAAAGCGACAAGAAACGCUUCGAAUUGAAAGAAGACGACGGGGAGCUGCUGAUCAGAGCGGUACAAGGACAUUCGAUCAAGACCGUGGAUGAUGAUCAGCUGUUGCAGAAGUUGGACCUGGAAGACACCAACUUGCCAAACGUUUGCGUGGUAGCCUUUAUGCCCUUGAGCCGCUUGAGCCGCGUUCGUGACACCACCGGACCUCCCCAUGUGGCGGGCGACCUCCACCGUCUCUGCGCUGCUGCCAGUUGCGCGCCGACAGCGAGGGCCGACAAGGAGCUGCGGAAGAUGCAUCAGCAGCCGCUGGAGAGAACUCGGUCGGAGAAAGAGCCUUUUGCAGGUGGUGAUGCGUCGGAUCUUGCUUGCGGUUGUUCUGUGCACCUGCUGGGAGCAGUUGCUACCAAUGUCAUGGACAAGGUUGAAGCGGUUGUGGCACCGGAGUUGCUGCGGUGGCGGCGGCACCCCAGCUUGGCCCUGGAUGCCCUGCAAGAGUGCGCGGCCCACCGCCCUGACUUGGUCAACGUCCUGUUACAAGUGAUCAGGCUCCACGCAAACCUGGAUGUCCGCCAUUGCAACGCGGCUAUUUCAUCCUUGGCUCGGAAGAAGCACUGGCAACAUGCGCUUGGGAUCUUCGACGAGAUGCCUGCCUUGGCGGUGAGCCCCACAGUGGUGAGCUUCAACGCGGCCAUCAGCAGCUGUGAGCGUAGAGGGCUUUGGCCCAUGGCUUUGCAGUUCUUCGCAGCGAUGGAGGCUCGUGAGCUGCAGCCUGACGUCAUCAGUCACAAUGCAGGGAUCAGUGCUUGUGAGAAGGGCUCCAGCUGGAUCAUGGCUUGCCAGAUAUUUCAUCGCAUGUGCGAGGUGAGGCUCUCGCCCACGAAUGUGAGCUACAGCGCGCUGAUCACGGCGUUUCAGAAAGUGGCCCACUGGACCUUGGCCCUGGCCUCGUUGAAUGAGAUCCCUGACCCCGACGUCGUGUGCUACAACACCACGAUGACCGCUUGCGACCGCGGCAGCGCUUGGCCUUGGGCCUUGCAGCUCUUCGCCGCCGCGCCGAGAGCGACGCGCAGCGCCUCGAGCUUCGCAGCGGCCAUGGAGGCGGCGGAGAAGGGCUCGCAAUGGCACGUGAACCUGGAGCUCCUGGCACAGAUGCGUGAGCUGCAGAUCAAUGCAGAUGCAGGGCAUUACACUGCGUGCAUCAGUGCCUGCGAGCGAGCGCGAGAAUGGCAACGUGCAUUGCAGGCCUUCGAAGACUUGCCACCCACGGCGGAUUUGGAGGAACUUCUCAAAGUCGUGGAGGCCUGUGCCACGGACCACCGACAAGAAGCUGUGAGCUUGUUUCGAGGUUUGCGCGAUCAACAACUCCAACCAAGCGAGGCCACGGACCGGGCCAUGUCGGAGGCAGUGGGCCGACUACGAAAAGCCACUGGACCCAGCAAGUUCCAAGCGGAAGGAUGCCAGUCGACCACCCAGACCUUCAGGCAUGGCACCUACCGCCGGCACUUCGACAGCAUUCGCCGCGUGGGCUUGCUGGCCGGCGGUGGACAAGGUCAAGGCUUUCGCAAUCACGUGCACUUCUCGCCUUGCGAGCCGGGGGACAAGCGGGUGAUCUCCGGCAUGCGCUAUGACUGCGAGAUCGCCAUUUGGAUCGACUUGAAGAGGGCCAUCGCAGACAACGUGCCCUUCUACAUGAGCACCAAUAAAGUGAUCCUCAGUCCUGGGAUUGACGGAGUCAUUGAUAAGAAGUACUUCACGAAAGCGAGAGACCUGCAGAAGAAGGAAGACUUGGACUUGUCGGUGGAGCCUGAGAGCGGAGUUCCGGGCAUCCCGUCCGGUGCUUCGGCCGCCACGAAGCGGCCCCUGGUGCCGUCCAUUCGGAGUCAUGGUCACCGCGCCAGUCGGUGGGUGCAUCAGGGCGCCAAGCUUGCGCAGUGCCAAAAGUGGCUCUUGGGGCCGAAGAGGAAGGAAGACCCAUCUCGCCCACCGUCCUUCGCUUCGACGGCUUUGGGGGGAUCCCCAGAGCUGAGGGAGGCAGCACUUCGACAGCAUCUGUCAGCCCGGGCUGGAUGUGCUGGCCGGCGGGCCGAGGAGAAGGUGAGGUGUCAUCUAGAGCUGCAUGCCUCGUGGUUCCGGCACAUUCUGACCAACACCGGGCGGACCAAUAAGGCCUAUCGUGGUCAUGCUGGCGAGCAACUGUCCUUGCUGAGCGGAAAGCGACGCGGAAUGAUCCUGGAAGAUUUUUGCACAAAGAAGCUGGCUCAGAUGCAUCCACACAGCACAAUUGAAGAGCCUGCUCCAGGGACUUGUUGCAAUGGAGCCCGCAGGUCAGCCCGCAAUGCGCCGUAUGACUUCACUUUGGAUGGCCGCAAAAUUGAAUGCAAAAGCUCACGGCUUUUUUGGGACAACAGCAAGAUGCGUUGGCGCUUCCGAUUUCGCAACGUCAUGCUGCCAUGGCUAGGUCUUCGGGAUCAAGCUCCAUUUGACGAUUUGUAUUUGAUACUGUUUAGCCCAGAUAGCUUGUACAUCAUCAAACAUGACCUCCAGACCGGAGUUGAAAAAGCUGGCACGCAAACUGCAACCGGCGGCGGUCAUAACAUUGCUGUUUAUGGUGCUCGGAAGGAAGAAUGUUGGCAAACCGCCCUGCCUCGAAUGCUUGACAAGUUCUUGGCUGCGGAUCGCUGCAAACUUGUGGCUUGCAUCGACUUAUCAGAUGUUGAAGUCCGCAGCUGGCUGGUAGAGGAAAUGGACAGAGUAAAAUCGCACCAGGACGAGGCAUACCAAGGGGUGCCGCUGAACCAGAUGGCACCAGCGCUGCGUGGCAAUCUUCUUGAGGACAUAGCAUUCGAGGUACCUUGCGUCAGUGAGGAAUCCCGGGCUCAAAAUCUCAUGCUGCGUACUGCUUUGCCAGCAGUAACUGCAUUUUUUCCAUUUGGUUUCCGAUGGCAACAGCGGAGGCCUUUGGUGCUGAGUGCCUCGCAGUUCCUGCACAUUCUUGAAAAGCCAGACUUCACCAGCCAAGCCUACAAUGGAAAUGCCGGACAUGAGUUAUCCUUGCUGCCUGGGACGCGUCGCGGAACAAUCCUGGAGCGCUUUUGCAAGAACGAGCUGGCGCGGCUAAAUCCGAACAGCAAAAUUGAAGAGCCAACUGAAGGGACUCGCUGCGAUGGAAGUCGCAAGCCCACAUCGCAGGCAGAGUACGAUUUCGUGUUGAACGGCCGCAAAACUGAGUGCAAAAGUGCACAGAUGUCUUGGAACAGCAAUGCGAAGUGUUGGUCUAUCACAUUUUGCAGCAUCAAGCUGUCAGAGACAGAAUUUCGGGAACGGGCUCCAUUUGAUGAUUUGUAUUUGACGAUAUUCAGCCCGGAUAGUUUGCACAUCAUCAAGCAUGAUCUUCAGACCCGGGUUGCCCUAGCUGGCAAGCGAACAAAAAGUAGUGGUCAUCAGAUUGUUGUCCGAGGUGCUCGCAGGCAAGAGUCUUGGCAAAGUGCACGGUCUCAAAUUCUUGGCAAGCUUCUGGCUGCAGGACACUGCGAACUUGUGGCGUACAUAGAUUUAUCAGCCAAAGAAGUGAGGGCCUUCCUGGCACAGCAAAUGGAAGGAAUGGCAGCGCGCCAGGACCAUGAGUACAAGGGAGUACCCCUAAACCACACAGGGCCAGAGCUGCGCGGCUUGCGAAUCGAACAGAUAGGAUUCGAAGUGGAUCAGAUUCUCCAUCCAAAUGUUUCUUUUCAGUUUUCCAGAUCUUCUUCCAACGUAGACUGGGUUCGUGGAGAUGUGAAAGUCGAAAACAAGCAUGGACAGAUGCUCUUUGAUCAAGACAGGCAGUGUUGGUAUUGUGGUUUCUCACGAAUCAAGUGUGCUGGUGCCAAUGUUCGUGAAACUAAUAUGUUUGAUGAGCUUUGGCUUGUAAUCUACAGCCCCUUCGGCCUUCACUUUCUGAAGCAUCCUGGAAACUUCGACCCAGGCAUGAGACAGAGUCCACGUGGAAGACAUUUGAGGCUUUCUGCACCCAAACAUAUGCUUGACAUCAAGGAGGCACUUGACCUCAUGCUGGUGAAAAUCGAGGUAGACUGGGGCUGUCAGCCUUUAGCAACGGUGCUUUGGGACAAGAACUGGCGCGGCUACAUCCGCACAGCACAAUCGAAGAGCCUACCCGAGGGGCUCGGUGCAAUGGAGCUCAAAGGUCAGCUUCACAGGCCGAGUGGGACUUCAGAUGACUUCAGUUUGGGUGGCCGGAAAAUUGAGCGCAAAAGUGCGCAAAUGUCAUGGCAAGAAAAUGGGAAACGUUGGAGUGUACGCUUCCAGGGCAUCAAGCUGCCACGGCCAGGAUUUCGGGAACAGGCUCCAUUUGAUGAUUUGUAUUUGACGAUCUUCAGCCCAGACAGCUUGCAUAUCAUCAAGCAUGAUCUUCGGACGGGAGUCAUCUCAGUUGGCCAGUCGACAGGAUUUCGUGGUCAUGACAUUCAGAUCCGUGGUGCUUCAGGGCAAGAAUGUUGGCAAAUUGCGCUGUCCCAAAUACUCGACAAGCUCCUGGCUGCAGGCCAUUGCAAACUUGUGGCUCGCAUAAAUUUGAGGGCCUUCCUGGCACAGCAAUUGCAAGGAAUGGCAGCACGCCACGGCACUGAGUACGAGGGGGUGCCAUUGAGCCAAAUGACACCAGCACUAUGUUUGAAGGAGGUGGCUUGUGGAAAAGCAUGCAUGUCCUGGGCAGCCAGUAAGUUCUACAAGGCCAUUGUCGCCACGAAAGAGGCGGCGAUCCUUUUGUUGCAAAGGUUGGGUGGCGGAUGGCGGUAUUGUUUGGUGCUGAGCGCCUCACAGUUUCAACACAUUUUGAAUGAUCCUGGGCAGACCAGCAAGGCAUAUGCAGGUCACGCUGGCUAUGAGCUGUCCUUGCUAUCUGGGAAGCGCCGCGGAACGAUCCUGAACAAACUUUGCAAGAAAGAGCUGGCUCGGCUCAACCCUAAGGCCAAAAUGGAAGAGCCGACCGCAGGGAGCUAUUGUGAUGGAGCCCGCAGGUCAGCCAGCACCGCAGUGUAUGACUUUAUUUUGGAUGGCCGCAACCUUAAAUGCAAAAGUGCACAGAUGUUUUGGGACAAUGCUCAGAAGAGUUGGCGUGCUCUAUUUCACAAAGUCAAACUGCCCUGUCCAGGCUUUCGGGACCAGGCUCCAUUUGACGAUUUGUACCUUACACUCUUCAGCCCAGAUAGUUUGCACAUCAUCAGGCAUGACCUUCAGACCGGAGUUUACUCGACUGGCAAGCGAACAGAGAGCCAUGGUCAUCAGAUUUCCAUUCAAGGCACACGGGGGCAAGAAUGUUGGCAAACGGCGCGGCAUCAAAUCCUGAACAGGUUCCUGACAAAAGGUUGCGAACUUGUGUCUUCCGUGGAUUUGUCAGCAGUUGAAGUCAGCAACUGGCUGACACAGCAAAUCGAAGGACUGAGAGCACCACAGGACCUCGCAUACCAGCGGGUGCCAUUGAACCAUAUGGCGCCACAGCUACGUGGCUUGCGGAUUGAAGAGGUUGCAUUUGGAGUGGAUCGGAUUCUCCAUCCCAAUUGUUCAUUUUCACGCUCUUCUUCAGAAAUAGACUGGUUUCGUGGAGCGGUGAGAGUGGAAUUGAAGAGCAGCCAAAUGUGCUACAACAAAGUGCAAAGGUGUUGGCAAUGUUCUUUCCAGAGCAUCAAGUGUGCAUGCCAAGGUGUGCGUGAUCGCGACCUGUUUGAUGAACUGUGGCUUGCAAUCUACAGCCCUUUCGGCGUUCAUAUUUUGAAGCAUCCUGGUGGCAAAGUCCGUUUCAGCCUUGCUGGCUUGCAAGAGCAGGAUGAUGGACAGAGGAUACAGGUCUACUCCAGCCGCAAUGUGAUUGAUGUCAGGGAGGCCCUUGACGAAAUGCUCCACAAGAUGGAGGCAUGGGGCUGUCAAGCUCUUGCAACUAUUCUUUGGUGA
Molecule: messenger RNA, 6921 nt
Organism: Durusdinium trenchii
Lineage: Eukaryota; Dinophyceae; Suessiales; Symbiodiniaceae
Source: the annotation of a GenBank genome assembly